AUGUAUAAACGACAUUUGACUAGUAUUCCGGAGAAGAAUGAGUCUGAAGAAGAUGCUAGAGUGAAUAAAUGGGUUCCUAAAAAAAAACACGAAGUGCUGAAGGCAAAAUAUAAAUGCUUGAAGAAGUUAUUUCAAAUCUACGACGCUAGCGUGAUCGGUAUACUGCCGGAGACGUACGAGCAGGACGACAACUAUACAAACACACAGAGCGUGGAAGAGAGACCGCACUCGAGGAGGAAACGACGCUCGCAUCGCACCAAAACCGACGCUUGCGCAGGAACGACAGAAUCUUCAAGCGGCGAUGUUUCAGUCAGGUCUGAAGACAAGGAGGGGUCAAUCGCCUCCGCUGUCAUCAGAGACCUCAAGGUCCAAUGCUCGUGUUCGACGCAAAUAACAGCGGAGAAGUCGGUGAAGUGCUCCCCCCUGGAGGUGCAGCCGUCUAGCAUGUGCACGGACCAUGAGUUCAAUCCAGGAGCUGACAUGCUGCAACAGCUGCAGCACCCUGUACCUUACCUGUGCAUCAAUGAGCACAGGAACAAGCCCACGAGGUUCCAGCUGUUCUUGCAGCGGUUAUUCGGUCUAAGGAGAGAGAAGCCAAGGAACUAUGUGUUACCGAAUGGCCACAUUUACGCCGCUAGUGAUAAUAAUAUCGCGCACGACUACUGCGAGAGAAGGCGCAGGCGGGGCCUGAGAAUCCGGAGGUUCCGCAAGCCGAAGAAGAUCCACUCUGAAUCGGCUCUCAGAGACCUGAAGACUCCGACGAUUCUGUCCUGCGUCCAAUCCGUCCAGAGGAACUGUCUCAUUGAUAGGACGCCACGACAAUGUCCUAUCGUUGGUUGCAAGAUGAUGUUUUACGGUAUAAUCAACUACAACGACCACCUGAACCUCUGCCACUUCACGGAUCGGAAGUACGUGUGCCACUACUGCCACGAGGGCUUCGAGCUGGAGUACGACAAGACCCUGCACGAGAACGAACACCUGGGGAUCUCGAAGCUGAACCAGAGCCAAGUCCACGCCUCCGCGACAUCCACGCAGAGGCAGUCUCAGAGGGUAAGCAACACCCAAACUGAACCGGAGUUGAAGUGUGACGUGCCCGAAGAGAAGUUGAAGAAGAUAGUCUCCUUCUUCGACAAGCUGGUGGAUACAGAACAGAUGCUCAGCGAGUUCAAGAAGAGCCGGUACUCAGAAUCGAAUCUCCACUCGCUUCAAGACUCGUCUAAAGCGGAGACAGAGACGGUAACAGAAUGCGGCACAGUCAGUUCUGACAAGCGCACAGCCAGUUGCAGCGAGCUGAUGCCGCGGAAGGCGGACAAGAGCAAGACGACAGCGUUCUCAGACCUGACCUCCAAGUGUUCCUGCUCGCCUGUCAAAUGCCACAUCUGCGGCGAGGACUUCGAUUACAGACGUCAGCUGAGCCUCCACGUCGAUGUGGAACACGGUGUCCAUGAGAAAUUCAGCAAGUUCCACAGCUGUGCCGGCAUCACCGACUGGCGGCGCCGGCGCAGCGAAUUGGUAAAGGCUGAGGCGGGCAAGAUUAACGUACAGAGCGUAAGAGAAGUCAGGCGAGUGAACACCAAUUCCACACUGACCCCAGACACCGACGCGUCGCAGGUUUCGGGACGCAAAUCCGUGGAAACUUUGAGUUGUGAUCCCUCCACCAACAUAAUCUAUUACGAAAGCAUGGAAACCGUUAAGAAACCGUCGAUUAUAAACAACUUUGUCGAGAAAGUAAAGAGCGGUAUCACCAGUUACCGUUGGGAGCCAGGUACCACCAUUAUUCGCGUGUAAUAUUCAGGUUCAGCAAUAUUCA
Molecule: messenger RNA, 1810 nt
Organism: Pectinophora gossypiella (pink bollworm)
Lineage: Eukaryota; Metazoa; Arthropoda; Insecta; Lepidoptera; Gelechiidae
Exons: 11
Coding region: 1-1788 (595 amino acids)
Source: RefSeq, a predicted model, not a curated record